This is a messenger RNA of Cylicocyclus nassatus, 576 nucleotides long. Lineage: Eukaryota; Metazoa; Nematoda; Chromadorea; Rhabditida; Strongylidae. The record is from the annotation of a GenBank genome assembly.
AUGUUUAGACUUUGUGCCCUUUUUGCGUUCGUGCUUGCCGUGACAUGUCAGGACGAGUCCGAGGAAACGCUCAAUCUGGAGGAUUUCGAAGCUGUCUUCGGUGAACACGAAGUCGAGCUCAAUGGAGAGAUUGCCGGAGUGCUGCCCAGUGGUUUUGACAGUGGGAAUAUGGAAUAUUUGCAUGGUUUCUUGAAGAGAAAAAUUGGCGAAGAGACGAAGAUUAGUUACCGUCCUCAUUUGGAGGAAUUAGCCCGCGGAUACCUCUCGUGCACGGAAUCGAAGAGUCCCGAACUCUGUAAGGAAGGCCUUGAAGAUGAAAAUCUGUUGCAGUGGACCUGGUUCGGCGAUGCUGAUUCGCCACAGAAAUUCUUGGAAGAGCUUGCUCGGGAUAAGGAAGAAGAUGGUGGUUCAAAUUUGAGCAAGGCAAUUGAGUUAGUAAAAGAGGGCCAUGUGCUGUUAGUUGGAUGUGCGUAUCUUCACGAUACAAAGCUCCGCAGUACUGGAGGAGAAGAGAAAAAGCAAGAGGAGGGAGAUGUACUACACGGGACCGGAGACCUUGCAUGUUUUUUCAAAUGA